Daldinia decipiens is the source of this 2978-nucleotide messenger RNA. Its product is annotated as TPT-domain-containing protein. Gene Ontology annotation, biological process: UDP-glucose transmembrane transport. The record is from RefSeq and is a predicted model, not a curated record. Bases 487 to 2313 code for a protein of 608 amino acids. Gene Ontology annotation, cellular component: Golgi apparatus; cis-Golgi network; endoplasmic reticulum-Golgi intermediate compartment. Gene Ontology annotation, molecular function: antiporter activity. Lineage: Eukaryota; Fungi; Ascomycota; Sordariomycetes; Xylariales; Hypoxylaceae. The transcript has 3 exons.
CAUUAUCUAUGUACCGAGGUACUUAAUAUAUGAGCGAUCCCCGUAUUUCACCAUUUCACCUCCGAGGCUGCUGUGCAUAAUACAUACAUGUACAUCUAGGAUGGUACGUUAGGUAACCUACCAACGUACAUAAUAAUACUAGGUACAGAUCCGAUUUUAGGUAGUUGCUAGCUCAUCCCCAGAGACUCCAACGACUUCAAUGUUAUUCUUCGUUUAGGUAUUAUUCGAGUCGCCAAGCCCUUGUCAUUAGAUAAAAAAGGGGGGUUCAACUGGGGACUAAUUCGAGUUUUAUGUCCAAAGUUGGCCGACGCUAAGUAAAGUUACGGUUAGCUUCACGAGGCUAGGGGUCCUUCCAGGCCUUCCAGGGGGGUUUCCGCACAAUGAUGCUUGCAGUUGCUUGCUGCUUUUGGUUUAUCUCCAAUCUGAGGCGUAUCACUUUCGAGUCUCUGCCGUACACUGACUUUAUUAUUCACAUCCACAUAAAAUAUGUCUACUCCUUUGUCCAAUAAUCUUACUUCCCAAAGACGUAUAUCCAGUCUUCCUUCACCGUCUCAUCCCGCCACCCUAUCCGUUAAAAGCGUAUUCACUCCUAAUUCUACGAACCCCGACUUAUCCAAUCCCUCGUCAGCAUCAUCCGCUACCACCAGCUUUAAGGUAGACUGGUCGUCUGAUGGUGCUAACCAUUCUUCUGCCAACCCUACCGGUCGCCGUCUCGAGGAUAUUGAGAUGGAUUCCAUAGCUCCUCCAGGCCAUCGCCGCCGCCGAAGUACCCUUACCGCCAACCCCAACAUCCCUCAGCCGUCUACUUCGCGAACUCCACGGACACGUUCCACCAGCGCUAAGAGACCGGGGGAGCUGGAAGGCAAAAUCUCCGAAGAGGAUCAGCGUCGGGACGCGUCAAGAUCGGACAGCAAAGAAGACGACAGUUUAUCUGAAGAAGACCUGCACGAUGACGAGGAGACAGGUCUGACAAAGAAGGAUAAGCGGAGGAAACGAGCUAAGCGACGGCGCAAUACAAGGUUAGACCAGAGAAUUGCGCGGGACAAGAUCACAGACGAGGAGCGAAAAGAGGCAGACCAGGACGUAUUUAAGAAAUUGGUCGUCAAUGGUGUUCUGAUUGGGCUCUGGUAUCUAUUCUCGCUUUCGAUUUCUUUAUACAACAAAUGGAUGUUCGAUUCGGGCCAGCUCAAUUUUGCAUUCCCCUUAUUUACAACAGCAGUGCACAUGCUCGUGCAAUUUUCCCUUGCGAGUUUAGUAUUAUACUUUAUACCCUCCCUACGACCUAACAAUGGCCAACACAAUUCCGACCUGGGCCGAUCGAGACACGAGUCCGAGCCCGAACGUCCCAUUAUGACCAAGAUGUUUUAUUUGACGAGAAUAGGGCCGUGUGGCGCGGCAACUGGCUUAGAUAUUGGACUCGGAAAUACAUCUCUAAAAUUCAUUACCCUUACAUUUUACACCAUGUGUAAAUCUUCUUCCCUAGCCUUCGUUUUACUCUUCGCCUUUGUUUUCCGCCUCGAAAGUCCCACGUGGAAGCUAGUUGGCAUCAUCGCAACCAUGACAGCCGGUGUGGUAAUGAUGGUUGCAGGGGAGAUCGAGUUCCAACUAGGAGGAUUUAUUCUCGUAAUAUCCGCCGCCUUUUUCUCCGGCUUCCGCUGGGGUCUGACGCAGAUCCUCCUGCUUCGGAACCCCGCCACGUCGAACCCGUUCUCUAGCAUCUUCUUCCUUGCGCCGGUCAUGUUCGCCACGCUGAUAGUAAUCGCGGUACCGGUAGAAGGCUUCUUCGAGCUGAUAAAGGGGCUGCAGGUGUUAGCCAAUGAAUGGGGUGCUCUUAGAACACCUCUUAUCCUCCUUUUCCCAGGAACGAUCGCUUUCUUGAUGACUGCCAGCGAAUUUGCUCUGUUGCAGCGGAGCAGCGUAGUCACGCUUUCUAUCGCCGGUAUCUUCAAAGAGGUGGUCACUAUUUCGGCAGCAGCAUUAGUUUUUGACGACAAGCUUACGCCCAUAAACAUCUCAGGUCUUGUCGUGACCAUCUGUGCUAUUGGCGCAUACAAUUGGAUCAAGCUCUCCAAGAUGCGUAACGACGCCCGAAUGGAAGCACAUAACCGAGGCUACCAGCAAGCGCAAUCAGGUUCAUCGAGCGAGUUUGAACGCGGAAGUGAUUCCGACGAGGAAGAGACGGGACUCCUAGCUCAUGAAGAAGCCACCGGCAUCGAAGAUAGCCUGCUUGCAGUCGACGGGGAUAUAAUACCGAAUGCAGGUCCCUCCAGCUCGACGGAACCCCACCGGACCGAACGUUCUCGAGAAGAUUGAUUAUCGCAUGCUACAUUUCAUUUGUAUGGGGUUCAUUAACAGAAUAGAAGCAUAGGAAAUAUGGCGCAACUUAUACAUCUAUGUGGGGUUUAGCAUGCUCGAACGCGGCAGUUAAACAGCAAAACUGCACGCACGAGAAGGGCCAGUGGGACAAGUGAACCAGUCGCCUAAAAAGUAAGAGGCCGAAUACUGCAUUAGCAGGAGUAACAAGGAGCACUUGAUAAAGGGCCAGGCCCGCGUAUUUAUCUACUAAAUAGGUAGAAAUCAGCCGACCAACCGAUCGGUCAGUUGGACAGAAGCAGGCAGAUCUCCUACGUUCAAAACUUGGAGAAGUAGGAGAAAACGGGAGCAGAACAAGGCUAGUGUGAGCAACGAGCAGACAUAUUAGCAAGAUACCCCAUUGCAAAAAUAGAGAAGGCCGAUGCAUCCUGCUAACCAGGCGCGGACGCUUGUUUAGUAGGCUAUAGAACGUGUAGAGAUGUGUUUUAUAGAAACAUCACAUGUACCUCAUGUACGGAUAUAUAAAGUGGCUUAGGCUGGUAUCAUCGGUGGUUAAUAUUGUCGAGUUGAGAAUUAGCAUAGGAUCGGAUCAAGAUUGUAGCAAGACUCAAUAUUAUAUAUCAUAUCACAACGUGUGUGCGAGGUACAACAAGGAUGAAUUGGCG